AUGUCUGACCAAAAUCACCUCCGAAAAGAAGAUCCUGAAACCCCUCCGAGCAUGCUCAGGGAGGGUAGGCUGAGCGAGCAUGCUCGAUCAAAGAGUUCCCUGGGAGGAGCACUUGUUGCCAAUCAAACAGAUAUGAUUGACAUCAAACUGAAGGCAAGUUCCUCUGAUUUUCAGACUUGGGGUGCUCAAAAUGACUCAUCAGGAGGCAGAAGUGCACAGGUUUUGAUUAGGAUACUGGCCAGGCAAUGCUUUUUGGACAGCCAAAAAACUACUUACUCACCGCUCAAAAACCGAGGCGAACUGAUGCCAAGCGUGGAGUGGAUGAUCAUGGCUCAUCUUUGGCGUCUGCAAAGUACCAAAAUGUUCGCCUCCACCUUUCCCAAAGGGUUUGGGAUGACCAACUGCCAGCUCUCCAAGCGGGUUUUCAUCAUGGUAGAAAGGGUCACAUCCAAAAUGCGAAUGAGAUUUCAAUGCUUGAUCAUGUGCAAUCUUGAAUUCCAAAGCGCCCCAAACGCAGCUGUCCCAACUCUGGAACAACUGAUCCUAAAGAUCAAUCGGUCUUUUGCAGGCCAAUUUUAUCAAAUGAAACCAGAGGACAUUGAUCGCAUAGCGCUAAUGCGCUUGAUUGCGGUUGAGUCACUCUGUAGCGCGACUCUGACUGCAACAUCAAUGGGACCUUUUUGGCCACUUGUUGAUUUGAAGGUCAAAUGGAUAAUCACCCACUUGAUUAAACACAAACAAAUUCAGUACCACAAGACCAUCAAGGAGAUAGACAGACAUCUAUUUGAUGGUGUGCGACCUUUUGGACAAGUUGUUGCAGAGGAGAUGGCGCUUAUCAAGGUUUUUAAGGGAAUGGGGGAAAGUCUUUAUUCCUACCGCCUCCCAAUGUCUGAGAGCAAGCUUGUUGAUCUUUGA
Melampsora larici-populina 98AG31 is the source of this 915-nucleotide messenger RNA. RefSeq lists its product as uncharacterized. The record is from RefSeq and is a predicted model, not a curated record. The coding region runs from base 1 to 915 and encodes 304 amino acids. NCBI's taxonomy places the organism in Eukaryota, Fungi, Basidiomycota, Pucciniomycetes, Pucciniales, Melampsoraceae. The transcript has 6 exons.